Molecule: messenger RNA, 4836 nt
Organism: Babesia sp. Xinjiang
Lineage: Eukaryota; Apicomplexa; Aconoidasida; Piroplasmida; Babesiidae
Product: putative methyltransferase C9orf114 -like protein
Exons: 24
Coding region: 1-4836 (1611 amino acids)
Biological process (GO): tubulin complex assembly; post-chaperonin tubulin folding pathway; translation
Cellular component (GO): ribosome
Molecular function (GO): alpha-tubulin binding; structural constituent of ribosome
Source: RefSeq, a predicted model, not a curated record
AUGUCAUCUAUAUGUUACUAUACUGGCAUCCAUGGCCAUAGAAGCUUCCAAUUGUUGGUGGAGAUCACCGCCCUGGAAGGGGCAUUCGUACGUCAAUCUACUUUAGUGGAGCUAGUUGUCGGAGAGCUCCGGAUGGAAAUGACAUCCGUACCUACAAACUCACAAGGGAUACUCGAAAAUAUAGGUAGCAGAGGCUCUGCAUAUGUUAGCCAGCGUGAUACAUCCGUGGAACUGGUAUUCUACCACAAACAUUUGGUUACAAAGAAACGGGUUGCAUCUUUGGUUUUCGAUGUUGAUCGAGAUAUACUAGCUCAAGGGUUUCCAAAAAAUAAAUGGUGCCUACUUCGAGAUGCCGGACGUGUUAUAGGACGUGUAAAGCUAUCAUUUCACCGAAUUGAUAUGAGGAGCAGCGUAGUAGACUGCAUGGUGUUGCAGCAGGCAUUGUUAUGUGCUCAGGAUUACAAGGAUGAGGGAAAAACUAUAAAUACAGAUCUUAGUGUCGAUGGUUUGAUGUUCGAACAUGAGAAGCUGUAUCUGUUCUCAUUCGCCUUAGAAGGUCCACUUAUCGCAAGAGAGAGUUAUGCAUCCGAGAUGCGUUACUACAAGGCCGUAUUAUCGGAAGGGGCCUGGAAAUGGUGUUAUUGGAGUUGUAAAGAGGAAUGCAGAGCAGGCCGUAAACCUCAGGCAUCAAUACCAAUAUUGGCAAUCAGCACCGUAGUGUGUCAUCCCACCGACUACAGUUGCUUCUACAUCAAACAUUACACACGAAAGGGUACCCAUGAUGUCAUUUUGAAAGCUGUAGAUCGUAAUCGUGAUGUGUGGACGGAUGCAUUAUUCCUUUUUAUCGCAGAGACACGACGGUAUCUAGAACACUUUGAAAAUUUUGAAGCUCUGGAACAACAUUGUCAGACUAUUGAUAGCGAAAGUGGUUCCAGGCGGAAGCCAAGGAAACGAGUCACGUUCAAACUGGUAUCAGCUUCGGCAUCCGACCCUAGAGUAUCCGAGAACCCAUGGCAGUGUACUCUGGUCCUGAAAGAGUCACCUAACGCUAUAUUAAAAAAACGCGGGAAAACGAAAAUACCCAAGGAACUGUUAGCGCUAAUCAAUCCAGCAGAUUUCGGUAUACAUGCCAAUUUAAAAGGGCCGCAAAAGGAUGCCCUUAUCGCAGAAAUAUACGGGUCAUACGAAGAAUAUGAACGUAUUGCAUCGAAAUUUGGACCGGUAGGACAACCGCAUAAACCAACAGAAGAGGACCUUGAUGACGAUUGUUACUUCCCCAAAGAUGGAUAUGACUACAGCAAACAUUUGGCUACCAUCACUCCACAAAACUUCAUACCAGCUGUUACGGUAGAACAGGCCAGCACAUCAUCACGCGUUGCUGAAGUUAUGAAAGCAUUAGAAGAGUCAGAGAGUGACCUGGAGGCUAUAGAUGACGAUUUCGUUGCAAAGGCAAUGGACAAUGAACCACCUGAGACCUUUAUUGAUGAAAACGAACUACUUUGGGGUGGUUACAAGCCAUUAAGACCUGCAAUACUGGAUGAACUAGAUCUUGUUAAAGCGGAAUCAGGAUGGACCCCUCAACCCAUAGAAGAUGAAGAAGAAUUUAGUGAUUUGGGUUCUGAAUUCGAUGAACUCGAGGCCGAGUUCCAACAUAAAUCACUUUCAAGCAUGUAUGACGAGGCUGAUUGGUGUGCUAAACGUAUGGAAAAGGAAACUAUGGAUGCACUCGACCCUGAUGGAUCGGUCAGCCAGCAGAUUCUACAACUUGUAGAAUUGCCAGAGGAUAGUGAUAGUGGCGAAUCUUCUGAGUUCAAAGACUUGUCAGAUGAUUCAGAACAAUGGGAUGUGGAGACCGUUCUUACGAAAUACACUAAUGUUACCAACCAUCCACGGCGUAUAUUGACCAACGUAAUCCGUCGGACACGGCCUGCAGCACCUCGUGAGGAUCAAGAUACAACAUCGAAACCGGCAAACGAUGUAGAAUACAUCGAAUUGCCACAGGUUGUAACAACAAGGCGUCGUGAUGAGACACCUGAAGAGAAAAGGGCACGUAAGGCGGCUGUGAAGCAAGCCAAGGCCAUGAUAACGCGUUUGAAAAAAGAGAACAAAGAAUCUCUUAAAGAUGCCAAAAAGAAGGCAUCUGAAAAAAGUGCUGUAGGCUCCUACGACAUCAUGAAUGGUGUGAAGUACCUUCGCCUCAAGGUCGCUAAACCAUUCCUGAACAAGAAUAUGCCUUCUGUAUCACCGCUGGCGCCGGCACAUCGCAGUCUAGGUGUAGUCACUCAGAUGGAUACACCAACGGGUCAUUGGCAUGUUAUAGACGCCGCAGGAAAGACUGUUGGAGGUGUGGCGUCACAUAUAGCAGUGCUUCUACAAGGGAAACACCUUCCUACAUAUGAUUCUACACGUGUGAGCGGGGAUAACGUUAUAGUGGUCAACGCCGUCCGUGUAGUCAUGAACGGGCAUAGUUGGGAUACCAAGGUAUACAAAUUUGAUCGCAAAGCGCAUCCAAAAGGACCUAAGAUUGUUACUGCAAAGACCGUGAUGGCACGUAACCCAGCAAUGAUCAUAAACUUGGCUGUAAAACGUAUGCUACCCCGGAACAAGCUACGGCCGUUGUGGUACAGGCGGCUUUUUGUAUAUGGUGGAGCACUCCAUCCGCAUUGGGGAAUACCGCAGGUAGUUGUGCCUGUGGAGCAGGAGAAAAUAGCAGCAGCCAUUUCUUCGGCGGGGAAAAAUAGCGUCGCAUUGCAGAAAUUGGCAAAAAUGGAAUCGCAAAAAAAAUCAAAGGAUGUUGUCGAAUGUUACACCCUUUAUCCUUUUAAUAUAAUGAAAAGGAUGCACAAUAUGGAAUUCCGACCGAGAGUGAUAAAAAUAGAAGUGAAACACUCACGUAUGCGAGAUCGGUGUUGGCCAGAAAUUCGCGUAGACAAUCAUAUGACUGUGGGUGCUCUAAAAGAUAAGCUCUAUUCAAAUACCGGAACACUCCCAGCACAUCAAACUUUAUAUGCCUAUGCCCCUUAUGAUAUACAAAGGACACAGGUGUUAUUGGAUAACAAUGAUGUCGCCUUGAAUAUGUAUGGUGUAAAUGAUGGAUAUGUUAUCCAUAUCGUCGAUACCAGUGCUUUUGCUAAUCAAGAGACAUCUAUAUUAUAUCACGGUGCACCAGACAGUAUACCAAACCCGCCCGCAAAAUUGCUCAAUUCUAAAUUACACAAACAUUACGUGGAACAACUAGAAAAAUGUCAAGAAACAGGUGAUCCGGGAAAUUUCGAGAGAUACACAAUCAGUGAAGAGGAAUAUGAACGACGAAACACAGGGAUACGUGACUUCAUUGCAAGGAUGAGGCAGAAAAGCGCUGUAAAUAAUUCGCAACCAAAUACAACAACCAGCGGAAAGACCAUAGACCAGUUGAAGCAGGAAUACCCAAUAGGCUCUAGAUGUUCCGUUACUCCUGGUGGUAUACGAGGAUGCGUACGGUUCGUAGGUAUGGUCAAGAACAAACCGAUGAUAGGCGUAGAACUGGAUGAACCAAUGGGUAAUAGCGAUGGUAGCAUCAACGGAGUACGAUACUUUGACGCCAGUGGUCCGCGGUACGGGGCAUUCUACAAAUACGAGCAAGUGGAGGUCGGUGAUUUCCCAGAGGAAAGACACAUAAAGUAUCCGAAAAUGGAUGAUGACUUGACUUUCAAUAUAGUUAAAAGUAAGAAGGAGAGUAAAAAACGUCGUGAUACUGUCAAUAAGGAGCAUGGCAAGAAACGAAAACCAAAGCAAUCAGAAUCGCACAAAAAUGAUCGGAAUGACGGUGAUAUUCCUAUAGUACGAUUGCUAAGAGAGAUUCCUCAACGGAUACCGUUCCAGGGCAAGCCUACCAAGAAGACAUUCUCGGUCGCUCUGCCAGUCUCUAUCCUUCAAAAUAUACAAACUGAUGAGCUAAGAGCCUACGUUAUAGGAUGUAUAGCACGUACAUUAACAAUUUAUGGCAUACAUGAAGUGGUACUUUACAACGACCUAGGACCUGAAGAAAUUGAAUGGCAGGAAUAUUUCGCCAUCAAUCUGAGGUAUCUAGAAACACCUCAAUAUUUGAGGAAAUAUAUGUUCCCUAUUGUUCCACACCUGCGCAAUACCGGAUUACAAAAUCCCUUAGAUGCACCGCAUCAUCUUAGGGCUAAUGAAUGGUUGCCAUAUAGAGAAGGUGUCAUAAAAUUGGAACCAAUGGAUGAAGCUUCGACAGCGAGUAGGAGAGAUAUGCUAGUCGAAUGUGGUCUAUUCGGUCGCAUCAAAGUUACAAACCGGGACGCUUUGGAACAAAUAUAUGGCGUUCAAUGGUUCUGCCUAGACACCGAUGAUGAAGUAUAUCAACGGGUUACCGUACUACUAGAUGCAAAUUCUCUAAAAGAGUGCAAGCGAAGAUGGAGAGAACAAGUGUCCGGACAGGUAUCGCAAUCCUCAAGUUCAACACUGUCCGGGAAACUGGUACCACCAGACGAGCCACAAAGCUUGGCAGGUCUAUAUUGGGGCUACGUUGUAAGAGAGGCAGAGAGCUAUUCAGAUAUUUUCAACAACUGUCCUUUUAGUGCCGAUGGACAGUAUGACUAUAAGAUGGGCACAAGCGAGCAUGGCCAAGUAUAUCCGAAAAAUGUCCGAGUUCCAGAUUUCAAACAUAUGCUGAUGGUAUUGGGGCCAGUAAAAGGACUAGAGAGUGUGACGGAGAAUCCCGCUGGUGAUGUUGACGCCUACGUAAAUUUCUGUCAUAAUCAACGAUCACGUACUAUACGUACAGAAGAAGCUGUGACAAUAUGUUUAUCACAGUUUUUCGCACAUUACUCCAUCUAA